AUGACAAACUCGUCUCGGCAUGUCUACUUCGACGACAAUAUCGAUUUGGAGCCCCAAGAUGAGCAAAUCACACUGUCUGUUGAUGGACGAAGGGGAACCUUAGCUGGUCUGAAUUUGUCGCCUCGAAAGCGUCCUCGCACCCACAAGGUUGAAGAAGCCGACCCGCAACUCCAGGGCUGGAUGCCCUUUCCUGAAGACGACGCAGAGGAGCUUGACGCCAUAGCGUCCACCAUAUCUUCCUUCGACGUUAUUCUUGAUGAAGAACUGACCAAACGAAAGCGGUACAAUUCUGAUGAUCCAAUGCUCAUGUGGAAGCGCAUUGCCCCAGUAUUCUUAGAAGAGCUCGCCCGGCACGACGGUUUGGGCGGCCGAGCUCACUGCAAGCUGUGUUUAGCCCCCAUAACUGAGACCGACCAUCGGGUUGUGUCAAAAAAGAGCAUGCUCGGCGUCCCCUCCAUACGUUGCAAGAAUGGACCGGACAGUUCUGGACCCGAAGUUUCCCUCUAUCACCGCAAAACUAGCGGUGAGGGCGUCAAUGGCCUCGGAGAAUUGCAUCAACUGGGCCACGAUGGAGAUGUUUGCCCAUUCCCUGGCGCCAGACGAGCCAUGGUGGUUAUCGACAUGAACGGCAUCUACAACGUGGACGUUCAAUAUUGUGAUUGCAACAACACCAAUGGCACCGACACUGUGGAGCAAUUACCGCAACUGUUGGUAUCCGGCGACGGUGGACCAGGACUGGGCUAUUUCGUGGAGUCGACGGCCUACAAGGAACACCUCAAGAAUUAUGUGGCGGAGAAAGACGCAAGUAGUGUUCUCGUUAAUGACAAUUAUACUAAUCAGGUUCAGGUCAGCUCUUGCGUGGCCUUCGCGGCUUUACUCCAAAAAGAGACACGUCUCACGACUGGUCUUCGUGUCUCCGGGGUAGCGGGCUGUGUCUGUUCUCGACAUGGUCUAGUGCGCCGAAGAGGACUCGGCGAUCUUCAGAAGGGCGAAAGAUAUGCGAAUGUGGACUGGAUUGUCGCCUGCACACUCUGGAUGGAGAAGUUACUCAGCUAUGGGUUUGCAUAUGACAUUAUUUGCCAAUGGAUGCAAUUUAGCCACAGAAUUCAAAACGUCGACAUCCAGUUUGGCCUUCCAGUUUGGCAUGCUGGCGCCCAUGAGCUUCAAUGUCGAGCGCAACUUGCCCUUGCCUAUCUCCUGGGAAUUGGCAAAACUGACGGGGAGGCAAUGGAGCGCGUUUGGGCAAGCCUCAAUCCUGCAAGCUGGGCGACUAAGGAGAUGGGGAAGGCGCACGAUUAG
Molecule: messenger RNA, 1299 nt
Organism: Mycena indigotica
Lineage: Eukaryota; Fungi; Basidiomycota; Agaricomycetes; Agaricales; Mycenaceae
Product: CxC2 domain-containing protein
Exons: 8
Coding region: 1-1299 (432 amino acids)
Source: RefSeq, a predicted model, not a curated record